AUGUGUCUCUCCAUCUCCUCUCUACCUCCUUCACGUCUCCUCUCUCCCCCACCUGACCUCUCUCCCUCCCUUCACCUUGCUCUCCUCCUCCUUCAACUCCCUCCCUUCUCUCUCUCCCCCCCACACUUAUCAUGUGUCUCUCCAUCGCCUCUCUACCUCCCUCACGUCUCCUCUCUCCCCCACCUGACCUCUCUCCCUCCCUCACCUUGCUCUCCUCCUCCUUCAACUCUCCCUUCUCCUCUCCCCCCCACACUUAUAUGUGUCUCUCCAUCGCCUCUCUACCUCCCUCACGUCUCCUCUCUCCCCCACCUGAGCUCUCUCCCUCCCUCACCUCGCUCUCCUCCUCCUUCAACUCUCCCUUCUCCUCUCUCCCCCCACACUUAUCAUGUGUCCCUCCAUCGCCUCUCUACCUCCCUCCCUUCUCCUCUCUCCCCCACACUUAUCAUGUGUCUCUCCAUCUCCUCUCUACCUCCUUCACGUCUCCUCUCUCCCCCACCUGACCUCUCUCCCUCCCUCACCUUGCUCUCCUCCUCCUUCAACUCUCCCUUCUCCUCUCUCCCCCCCACACUUAUCAUGUGUCUCUCCAUCGCCUCUCUACCUCCCUCACGUCUCCUCUCUCCCCCACUUGACCUCUCUCCCUCCCUCACCUUGCUCUCCUCCUCCUUCAACUCUCCCUUCUCCUCUCUCCCCCCCACACUUAUGUGUCUCUCCAUCGCCUCUCUACCUCCCUCACGUCUCCUCUCUCCCCCACUUGACCUCUCUCCCUCCCUCACCUUGCUCUCCUCCUCCUUCAACUCUCCCUUCUCCUCUCUCCCCCCCACACUUAUCAUGUGUCUCUCCAUCACCUCUCUACCUCCUUCACGUCUCCUCUCUCCCCCACCUGACCUCUCUCCCUCCCUCACCUCGCUCUCCUCCUCCUUCAACUCUCCCUUCUCCUCUCUCCCCCCACACUUAUCAUGUGUCCCUCCAUCGCCUCUCUACCUCCCUCCCUUCUCCUCUCUCCCCCACACUUAUGUGUCUCUCCAUCGCCUCUCUACCUCCCUCACGUCUCCUCUCUCCCCCACUUGA
This is a messenger RNA of Knipowitschia caucasica, 1068 nucleotides long. NCBI's taxonomy places the organism in Eukaryota, Metazoa, Chordata, Actinopteri, Gobiiformes, Gobiidae. The record is from the annotation of a GenBank genome assembly.